Molecule: messenger RNA, 6641 nt
Organism: Melanotaenia boesemani (Boeseman's rainbowfish)
Lineage: Eukaryota; Metazoa; Chordata; Actinopteri; Atheriniformes; Melanotaeniidae
Gene: gna11b
Product: guanine nucleotide binding protein (G protein), alpha 11b (Gq class)
Exons: 7
Coding region: 893-1972 (359 amino acids)
Biological process (GO): phospholipase C-activating dopamine receptor signaling pathway; adenylate cyclase-modulating G protein-coupled receptor signaling pathway; action potential
Cellular component (GO): heterotrimeric G-protein complex
Molecular function (GO): GTPase activity; G-protein beta/gamma-subunit complex binding; guanyl nucleotide binding
Source: RefSeq, a predicted model, not a curated record
CCGCCGUCUGUCAGUCAACACCACGCUAUCCUCCUCCUCCUCUCUUGGCAUUAUCCUGGUGUGUGCCCACCUUGUUUCAGCGACGAGCGACUCGACAGCUUUCUAUUUGAAGUUAAUAUAUUUUCAGCUAAAGCCGCCGGUUCGGCACGCGCUUUCUCCGUUAUUUCUGGCUGUCGAUGUAGCUUUGUGUUUUACCGUCAGGAUGAGUCAGGGUGUGAUGGGGUGCUGUCCUGCUGUUGCUAGCUAGGCGGACAAAUUCCUUCAACCAGCCUGCUGUUUCAAUCACUGCGGGCUGACACCACAUUAGCCGAGGCGGUGUUUAGUGAGCUAGCGGGCUAGCAGCCCAUUUGAGCAGACAUUAGCUGAUGUAGUUGGACUUGCGUCGGAGAAAGUACACAGACAUCAGCUGUUACUGGUUUGGAUAACGCGACACUGCAGGUUCGAAUCAUUUUGGAGGAUUGUUAAGAUUGAAUAAGACAGCAGUGACAGGCGAAAAUAUAGAAUUGGACCUCCAAGUGGCAUAAGGGGUUAAUGAUAUAAACAGGUAGUAAGUGGCUAGUCUGAUGUCAUUUUGACAUUAGCUUCAUUCUGAGACGUGCAGUCAGAGCAACUCCUGGAGGCCCUUCAGUCUCCUGGCUCUCCUGUCUCAGUCUCCCGUGAUUUGCGGUGAGGACACGGGUGAAGUCGCAGUUUUUCUCGGCUGGGGGGACAACUUGACAGCGAGGCCCCUGGCUAGUCUCCCCUCCCCCAGUCCUGUCCAUCCAUCCGUUCAGCCCAACUGGCCGCUUCCUCGCUUGAAAACCAAGUGAGGACCGGGGAUUCGGGGAGAAGCUGAAACCUUGAGCAAGUGCUUGUCAGGUCCCGUUUGAACCGGGCUGCCAAAACAGAGGGGAUGACUCUGGAGUCCAUGAUGGCUUGCUGCCUGAGCGAGGAGGCGAAGGAAUCGAAACGAAUCAAUGCAGAAAUUGACAAACAACUCCGCCGAGACAAGCGAGACUCCAGGAGAGAACUGAAAUUACUACUGCUUGGUACGGGAGAAAGUGGCAAGAGCACCUUCAUUAAGCAGAUGAGGAUCAUCCAUGGAGCUGGCUACUCAGACGAAGAUAAGAGAGGCUUUAUUCGACUCGUUUACCAAAACAUCUUCACCUCCAUGCAGGCCAUGAUCCGCGCCACUGAGACCCUCAAAAUCCCAUACAAGUUCGAACAGAAUCGGGCUAACGCCAUGCUUGUGAAGGAAGUGGAUAUUGAGAAGAUCAAUGGCUUUGAUCAGCACUAUGUUACAGCUAUUAAAAGCCUGUGGGCUGACCCAGGGAUCCAGGAGUCCUACGACCGCCGCAGGGAGUACCAGCUCUCUGACUCCACUAAAUAUUAUCUUAGCGAUAUAGACCGUGUGACUGCAGAGGCAUAUGUUCCCACCCAGCAGGAUGUGCUGAGAGUCCGUGUUCCCACCACGGGUAUAAUAGAGUACCCAUUUGACCUGGAGAACGUCAUCUUCAGGAUGGUGGAUGUAGGAGGUCAGAGGUCAGAGAGGAGGAAGUGGAUCCACUGCUUUGAGAAUGUCACCUCCAUUAUGUUUCUUGUGGCGCUCAGCGAGUACGACCAGGUCCUGGUGGAGUCGGACAACGAGAACCGCAUGGAGGAGAGCAAGGCUCUGUUCAGGACUAUCAUUACCUACCCCUGGUUUCAAAACUCCUCUGUCAUCCUGUUCCUCAACAAGAAGGACCUGCUGGAGGAGAAGAUCACUUACUCACACUUGGUGGAUUACUUUCCAGAAUUUGAUGGUCCCCAGAGAGAUGCUCAGGCAGCACGGGAGUUCAUCCUGAAAAUGUUUGUGGACUUAAACCCAGACAGCGACAAGAUCAUCUACUCUCACUUCACUUGUGCAACGGACACUGAGAACAUCCGCUUUGUGUUUGCAGCUGUCAAAGACACCAUCCUACAGCUCAAUCUCAAAGAGUACAACCUGGUGUGAGGGCUCUCGUACGAUGCACAUCUCCUCCCCAUUGCACAAAUUCACACCUUUUUGGGAAUGUGCUGUCAACUCCACAUGCAUUACACAGCACACUACUCCGACACAUUAUUCACACACAGUCACACACAAACAGUAUCUUCUUUUUUUUUUUUUUUUGUGCAGUGAUCACAGAUUCACAGAUCCUCCCAAUUGCAAAUGUGCCCCUCCUCUUUCACCAAAGCCUCUUCCGCCUCCUCCUCCUCUCGGCAGCUUUUUGUGUCAGAGUCUUCGGCCCUCCCAAAGCUGCUCCUUGUGUCAGAUUUGGCCAUGGCUCCUGGCUCUGGUACAUUUUCUCUGGCACACAAAUCUUUCACACGAGCUAAACAGUGACUUGAAGAGAUGUUGUGGCAUUCAUGUACGUGCAUGUGUGUUUAUAUGGGGGCAGCAUUGAUUAUUGAAGAGCUGUUUUGGUGGCAAAAAAAAAAAAAAAAAAAUUAAUCCCAAGCCCCCUAAGAGUUGACGGCCAGCUGCAUGAGAUCUGGUUCUUCGUUGUCUCCUUUCUUGCCGCCGUGGAAGGAAAGUGAGCACUUUAUCUGCUGAUAUCAUCCGAGGAUCAGCGGUGCUGAAGAAGAGAUGCUUCAGAGUGACUCAGCAAGGAUGUGAGGUCGCACACCAGAUGCAAGGGGAAGGUGCGGAGGAUUCGCUCUCCACCUCACAUCUAUGAAUGUACCCCCUGUGUGAGCAUCGCAUUCGCAAAAAAGAAAAUAGAAAUGUAUAUUAUGAAGUAAAUGCAUUUGUAAACACUUAAGACAAAAAGCACGAGGGAGCGAGACAUAGCUAAUCAAAAUCUGUUUGUUGCUGAGAUUUUUUAACGUGUUUUUAAUGAUAGAAAUUUGUUGCCAUGUCUAAUUCUAUUUAACAAACAACUGAGUGAAGUGGUGAGAAGAAAGGAUAAGAAAAUCUAUAAAAAAUUAAGUAAAACAAAAAAGCAACCAAAAAAAGAAGCAACUAAAACUUUACUUGAUAUAAGUAUCCUUUUAAGAUUUAAGUUAAUCACACGCUUCCCUCCUUCAGAUGUUUUCUGUAUGGAUUUACAGGGACUAUUUUCCACAUGACAACAGUCACAACAUCUAGCUCCACACCUGCAUCCUCAAUACGAAACACUAGUAGCAGGUUAAAAAAAAAAAACCUGCUUUUGACAGCUCUGAUUGGUGGAAGUAGUUUUGGAGAAGUGUGUGAUGUCAUCAGUGUACAUCUGCAGCUUAUUUAACGAAGGAAAAGCUGUAAGUUCAACACGCCCACAAGUCGGGUUGUAAGGAGAAUCCACAAAGUCACACUGGCAUCACCAAGCCGUCCAAUCAGACACUUCCUGAUCAGGAUGUGCUUUUUUUUUUCUUUUGUUUCCUUUCUUUUUUUUUUUUUUUUUUUUUUUUUUAGGUAUAGUCACUUUGUUUAUUAAAAAAAAGAUUGCUUACUAUGGAGUGAUGAGAGGAAAGAGAAGUGGGAGGUUGAACCUUUCACAGGAAAAACUCUAAAGUUUGCAAAUGUUUGUGUAUAUUUGUAAAUACAUAUACACAAAACACUUCUGUACAAAUAAGCUCUGUGGUACACCAGUUCUGGCAAAAACAAAAGUACCAAGUUUUAUUAGAACAGCUUUUUUUUCCUAUGAAUUAAUAGUAGUAUUGAUACUGUGAUUUUGGGUUUUGUUCACUUGAUUAAUGAAAUAACAGAGCUGAGCGGUGCAGAGGAAGCAAAGGGGUAACAAUCUGAGAUAAAAGGUUCCUCUCGACCAGCAUAAGAACGCCACACUACUGCAACAGCUCUGUCCACAGAGUAAAACUAACUAGGGCUGGUUUUAGAAAAACAACAAAAAAAAAAUCAUUACAGUAUGGUGAUGAGAUUUUUAAGAGUAAUUAAAGAUUUUUUUAAUUUAUAUAAUUUAUGGACCAGGUUGAUGGUGUUGAUAAUUUGACUGCUUGUGAUUCUGUCAUGUUGAAGGGCUCCUUUUCUCAUGGCAGAGCCUACUUGAGUCUAAACUGCUGUAAAAAAAAAAACAAAACAAAAACAAAAAAACAAAAAAAAAAAACGAAUGUCUGGUAUAAUAAGAACUUUAUCUCUGCUUUCUAUUAGAGACAUUUCCAGUUGUGCUUGCCAUUGCUUCUCCAUCCAUGAUAAUACUGUUUGAUUUCUUUUGGAGCCCUCACAUUUUUUUAUUUUUUUUUCUCAAACUCAAAGAAACUCAUUUCCUCUUGGGUUAUAAAUGCAGCGCUGUAAUACGUCCCUAGAAAAAUGUACAGUACAAACAUAGGUGGACUUCUUUUUUCAGUGAUUGAAGACCUCUGUGGUCCAUGCUUGCUGUUUGUAACUUAACACACUUUUCUUUUUUCCUUUUCAUUUUUAAUUUCCAGCUUUUCUAUGCUUGCUUUGAAUAGUGCCAGUGAAGUGCAAAUAUACUUUUUUGGUCUCCGACCUUUUCUACAGGUGACUUACCCUUCAUCCUCAUAAAGGGCUAUCACAGUGCAUCCGACAGUGGGGAGUGGAGUACAGGACCACAGUGAACCAAGUCAUCCACUGCUAAUUCUGGUUUGUAAAUGGAGAUUAUUUGCAGUCUGUGCUAUAAGAAGUAUAGGCAGGGUGAUAACACAAAUGUAAGGUGUGUGUGUAGAGUUUACCAACACUAAGCUGUUUUCUUUAAGUAUUUCCUUAGGUUUUAUAGCCCGCUCUGAUCUACACUAUGUUUUGUUUGCAUUUGUAUCACAGUGUUGCCUGUAAUACUUCAUGCAGUAUAGAAACACUUAGUCAGCAAGCACUACAAGUAUUUUUUUUUCCCCAAGUAUUUUGAGUUGUAGCCAAGAAAUCUUUUAAGACCAUGCUGGUGUUUUUGCAUAUUUUAUUUUGAUGGCAGUUCUUGGUUUCAGCCAAAACCAGGAGCUGGUAUAGAAUUAUGAUUUUUAUGACAUUGACUACAUGAUUGAUAUUUUUUAUGAAAAAAAAGCUGCUUCCUGUUAAAUCUAUUUCAGUUUUCUUCAUUUUUAUUGUAAAAACUUUAACAUCAUCGGCCCAGGCAAGUCUUCCCAGUUAUUCAGUUAAACCGCCUAACAAUGUCAUUGCAUUAUAAACUGAAGGGCUCUUUGUAUUUAGUCUCUUGAAAUACUUCAGGGUGCCACUACUAAAGAGCUUUAACACAAUGAUGAACAGUGAUAAAUUUAAUUGGAUUUUUUAUUUAUAUUAAGAGCAAAACCUCAAAUCUGUAUUAAAUGUUUAAAGCGUCUAAAUUUCAGACUUGAUGGGCUUUAAAAAUAUAUAUAAUAAAAACACCAGCAUGGUCCAUAACUGCCAUCUUGUCUGCUGAAAAUGACACUAACCUCACUCAGGAGGAAGCCAACUGUUAGACUUCUGUCAUCGAGGAUCAGGAUGCCAGUAUUAAAAGACGGAAUGAUUGACCAGUAUGCACACCCAAGUAUUUAUCAGAAGUUGUGUUGAUAUUUACAGUGCUGAGUGCAGCUCACUUUAAUGGUGUCAAACCAUGUAUUAACUUCUGGCACAUGUUGAAGGGAGGAGUGGCUGAUAGUGUGGGUUUGGCGAGGCUUUGGCAGCCCACAGUCGCACAGUGUGGCUUUUUUUUUUAAUGUUUUGUUUUUGUCGUUUUUUUUGGGGGGGGGGCAUCUCUUAACAUAAUCGAGCUGGAACGAAGGAAUGCAGUUCGUAUGAAAGUUCAGUCUCCUCAUUCUUGUCCGAUUUUAGCGUUAAUUCACUACAUUGCUUAUUUAUUGCCUUUCAUUGCCUUGAAUAACGAAAGAUGGCAACCCUGACCCUUUACGGUUUUUGGAGCAUGUUGUGCAACGUCCUAACCUGAUCUCUGCGACGUCCCUUCCUGUGAGCUUGUUGUUGAUUUAAUGGAAUCAAUCUUAUCUCUUGGACAUCACUAAGGAGUUGGUGCACACUCAGCCUAAAGCUUUUUCCCCUUCUUGUUUGUUUUUUUUUUCUUUUUUUUUUUCUCCUUCCUGUAUAAAACAUUACCAGUACACUAUUUUAGGACCACUUGAUUUUUUUCCCUCACUCCAAUGAAACCUGAAGGUCAAUUGUGUGUAUAAAAUGCUUAUUUGUUGCUUUGUUUGUUUAUUUGCUUUAUUUUGUAUGUAAACCAAAAUGUAAAUUAUGUAUUAUACUGAGUGUGCCAACCCCACUCUAGAGCCAGGCUCUCUCUAAGUGCCAACGCUGUGGUCAUUAUCAGAAGGACCACCACCUGAGAUGGUUCCCUCCUUUUUAAAACACACCAGAGACUAAAAGGAUAGAUGAUUAAGUACACGCAAAGACUUUAUUCUGUAUUUAAGAGUGAAGAUUUAAAAGAUAAUCUGCUGUUUUUGUUUUGUUUAAUUUUUGUUUUUUAAGAAACUGUAAUUAUUACUGCAUGUGCUGUUUAUUUUGUGUUGAAAGUGAGGGCUUGGAUGUUUUCAUUGAAGUAGAGCUUUCAAUGAAGGGGGUUUCAAUCAGCUGGUUAUUAUCGAUUUAAUGAUUUACAUAACUCUUGCCAUAUUUUUUUAUGUGUUUUCAUGUAUUUGUUUCAACCACUGUUGCCUGAUCCUCAUUCAGACAUGAACAUGACUUAUGAUCAUUGCCGCCUUCUAAGAGAGAAACAUAAUGACAAGGUAUCUGUUUUAAAUUGAAAUAAAUUUGUUCCUAUACUUGC